Molecule: messenger RNA, 2990 nt
Organism: Solea solea (common sole)
Lineage: Eukaryota; Metazoa; Chordata; Actinopteri; Pleuronectiformes; Soleidae
Gene: nectin4b
Product: nectin cell adhesion molecule 4b
Exons: 11
Coding region: 381-2141 (586 amino acids)
Biological process (GO): homophilic cell-cell adhesion; heterophilic cell-cell adhesion
Cellular component (GO): adherens junction
Source: RefSeq, a predicted model, not a curated record
GUUUUGCUCGUUCUUUCCUCUGAGUGCGUGACAAACGCUCCCGGGUGUUUGGUUUUCAGGCGCUGGUGUUUUUCUUUUUCUCAGACUUGUCGCCACAGUUUGUUUUCUUUGCGGUGUGAACUUGUUCUACCUGCUGCUGCUGCUGCAGACUCAGUGGACUAUUGUCUCGUUAGAGGACACUUUAACCAAGUGGCGCCGAACUUUGUCCAAACUUUAUUUCCACGUGAGGUGAUGAGAAAAACACCUGUUGCACCUGUUGACAGUCCUCUGAGCUCCCUGUGUCCACUUAUACACACUUUAAUCAUGCCAUUUUAUUAAUAAUAUUUUAAAAAAAGAAGGAUUACAAGAAGGAGGCUGAAGUUUUGAUUCCAGGAGAGAAGAUGGAGUUGACAGUUGGACAGAGGACAACGUGUCUCGCUCUGCUUUUUCUAUAUGUUUCGUGUGUGCAGAGUGACUUUGUGGAGCCUCUCCAGCCUCGCACCUCGCAGCGCUCCCUGACAGAGAGUCAGACCAGGCUUCCCUGUCGCUACCAGGCCAAGGAGGGCGAGAAGGUGGUGCAGGUCACCUGGUACAAGGAGCUCGCAGGUGGUGCCAAGGAACAGAUCAUCACGGCCCACUUUACAGACGGCCACACAGAGUUCGGACGUUACUCGGGUCGUGUGAGGUUCGAGAGCAUCAGCCCCACGGAGAACUCGGCGCUGCUCAUCCCCAGCACGGAGACGUCGGACGAGGGCAGCUACACCUGCCACAUCUCCACCUUCCCCAAUGGAAACUUCGACAGACACAUCACCCUCACUGUCUGGACGUUACCCAUCUCCACCCUGGAUCCGGUCGUCCUGGUGGAGGGUCAGUCGUUCCGCGUGGCUGCCUCCUGUCGAGCAGUGGGUCGCCCGCUUCCCCGUCUCUCCUGGGACACGGACCUGUCGGGCCAGACCCAGAACCGUACCAGCGAGGGCGGCGCGGUCUCCACCUACUACUCCCUGCAUCCGUUGCGCAUCAUGAACGGGAAGAAGCUGGACUGUUUGGUGUGGCAUCCAAGUCUGGAGGGGCCGCACAGGAUCUCAAACCGCCUGGUGGUUCAGUAUCCUCCAGACACGUCCAUCUCCGCUGCGUCAGAAAAGUGGUACGUGGGUUUCGAGAACGCUGAGCUGGCGUGUGACAGCGGAGGACACCCCAGACCUCCCAACGUCACCUGGACAUGGGGAGGAGGAGCUCUGCCAGAUGGAGUGUCUGUGGUGGGAGAAAAGCUCAUCUUUGGACGGCCCCUCCGCCUGAAUGACUCCGGGGUCUUCGAGUGUGUGGCCAAGAACAAAGUGGGACUAGGAAGAGCCGAGUAUACACUGAUGGUCACAGGGAAGUCUAAACAAAUCCAAAACUUUUUUGAAGACAACCUGCUGCUGAUUGUCAUCGGCGCCUCGGCCGUAGCUCUGGUCAUGAUCCUGGUCAUUGCCGUCCUGCUGGUCAACCGCCACCAUCGCCACAGAAAUAAAAGGCUCGAGAAGGAGCUCAGCGAAAAAACGAAUGAAAUUGACACCCUCUCCAGACAGGCCUCCUUCAGGAGACUGAACUCUGUUAGCACAGACCCCAGAGUGCAGUCUGAAGAUUACGCUCUGCUGAGAGUCGACAGCAGAAUGAAAAACAGCCAAAUGUCUCUGGAGCGACCCAUCUAUAAAGGCAGCCAGUCCACUCUGGGUGGGAAGUGGAGUCCUCCUGGAGGCGUGGAGGUGGACGAGCUGGGACGUCCGGUCGUCUGGCACGACGGCAGAGAGAGUCUGAGAGAGACGGAGAUGGACGGGGAGAAGGAGGAGCGCAGGAGGAGAGUGGAGUCGUACCUGAAGAGCAGCAACAUGUCACUGGACUCGGGUCUUCCUUCAUCCCUGCUUCCCCUGAAGGUCCAGCAGGAGGAUGGUGUGGGACCCAGAGAACCAGAUCUUGGCCAUCUCAGGGAGGGAGACUCCCCACGUGAGGAGGACUGGGUCCCCGUCCCAUCGGAGGCGGGAGGACGCGAGGACGACGGCGGCAGCAGCUCCUUCGAGAUCUCGGAGGCGCUCACUAAUCACUUCUACUACAGUAAAGGAGUCCUCAGACCCAGGCCACACCCCAAUGCCAUUCUGCUGCAUCCCAGAACACAGAUGAUCUAGACCAAGACUCUCAUUCUCUACAUGUGAACAGAGAGUCAGAGACGGCGAUCUCACUCUCUGUCUUUGUUUAUUUUAUGUUUUUAUAUGUUUUUGUUGGCGUUUUUAUGCCUUUGUCAGAUACAUGCACUGAUGAUGGCGACAGCGAUGGUGAAUGACUUAAGAGUGAAGAUCGAUACAUCCAUCGGAAACUAACGGGAAAGAUUUUGAUCCUUAUCAUCACCUGCAGAUACGGCGGCUUUUAAUUUACCUCCACAACAGCGAUGUUUAAAUGAAAACUCGUCAACUCCUUGAAUAUACAAGGAAUCAAGGUCCCUGUUACACAGUGUUUACUGUACGGGCGUGUCCUCAGCUGCCAUUAGAGGACGCCAUGUUUACAUUUUAAAUUUUGUUUUCUAAUUCUCGCAGGGCAGCAAUGACGCUGGCGAUUUGUAAGCUUUAAGACCCGCUCAACUGGACUCGGAACUGUGACAUUUUCAGUUUGGAUGCACAUGUGGACGACAAGUGUAUGUAUAUAUACACACAGUACACGAGGAAGCAAAACAGAGGUACUGUAUGCUUACUGGAAAAAAAGGAUGACGGAUAAAACAUAUGGAACUACCUUCUAUGACCAGGUUUAAAUUAUAUACAUUAACUGUAAGGAAAGAGGAAACAUGCAGGAGAUGAACUGUGAACACAUCACGUCUCUGCAGAUUUUUGUAUAUCAUUGUGUGUUUUCUAUGAAACUAAAAAAAAAACCCUGAUAUGUAAAUGUUUAUUCAUAAAAGUACAGCACAUGUCAUUUUAAAUAACAAAGUUAUUCGUUUAAAGGGACUAUUAAACUUGUUUCACCUCAUGUGAGGUUAAAGGGCA